This is a messenger RNA of Coregonus clupeaformis (lake whitefish), 455 nucleotides long. Its product is annotated as tropomodulin-3-like. The record is from RefSeq and is a predicted model, not a curated record. Gene Ontology annotation, molecular function: tropomyosin binding. Lineage: Eukaryota; Metazoa; Chordata; Actinopteri; Salmoniformes; Salmonidae. Gene Ontology annotation, cellular component: striated muscle thin filament; myofibril. The transcript is spliced from 3 exons. The annotation marks the transcript as partial. Gene Ontology annotation, biological process: myofibril assembly; muscle contraction; pointed-end actin filament capping.
UCUUCCUGUGUUACCGCCCUUGGGGUGAGAAAGAAAGCGAGCAUCAGUGAAGCCUUCGUAUUCAUUGGAACAGUACACAGGUUACCUGCCCCUAGGCGCGACACUUGGACCCAGAGGAACACAGACAGACAUCCCGGUCCCCAGUCUGCAGUAGGUGUAGCAGAGAGAGAGCAUGGCGCUGUCGUUUAAGAAAGACUUGGAGAAGUACAAGGAGAUUGACGAGGAUGAGAUCCUUAACAACCUGUCAGAGCAGGAACUCAAACAACUGGAGACCGCUCUGGAGGAGAUGGACCCAGAGAAUGCAUUGCUGCCAGCGUCGAUGCGUCAGAAGGACCACACAGUGAAAGCAGCCACCGGCCCCUACAGCAGAGAGAAACUCCUCAGUUAUCUGGAGAAGGAGGCUCUGGAGUAUAAAGACAGAGAUGACGUAGUGUCAUUCACUGGAGAGAGGAAAG